Messenger RNA from Hemisphaericaspora subhashii, 1353 nucleotides. Its product is annotated as glycoside hydrolase family 76 protein. Bases 1 to 1353 code for a protein of 450 amino acids. Gene Ontology annotation, molecular function: mannan endo-1,6-alpha-mannosidase activity. The transcript has a single exon. NCBI's taxonomy places the organism in Eukaryota, Fungi, Ascomycota, Pichiomycetes, Serinales, Debaryomycetaceae. The record is from RefSeq and is a predicted model, not a curated record. Gene Ontology annotation, biological process: budding cell bud growth; fungal-type cell wall biogenesis; carbohydrate catabolic process.
AUGUUCAAAUAUACAUUUCAAUUUACUUGGUCCUAUCUUCUCAUAGCCACCAUCGUGGUAUCUGCUAUUGAGUUAGAUAUAUCCUCCAAUUCCUCCAUAUGUGCCGCAGCUAAAAUAGUUUCAGAUGGUGCCUGGAAUUAUUACGAAGGAUUUGCAUAUGGUGGUGUUGUUGGUAUGUUUGCUCAGCCUAAUUAUUGGUGGAAUGCAGGUGAAGCAUUUGGUGGAUUACUUGAUUAUUAUACAUUUUGCGACAAUAAGAAUACAACAUUAGAAGGAUGGAUCUUUAAUGGGAUGUAUCAUCAAGCAGGUGAAAACUUUAAUUAUGUCCCAUCUAAUCAAUCAAUGACUGAAGGUAAUGAUGAUCAAGGGGUAUGGGGUAUGGCAAUUAUGCAAGCUGUAGAACGUAAUUUCACAGAACCUGCAUCUCAUAGUUGGUUAGAGUUGGUACAAGCAGUUUUUAAUACAAUGAAUUCCAGAUGGGAUACUGCAAAUUGUGGUGGAGGUUUGAGAUGGCAAAUUUUCACCUGGAACUCAGGUUAUGAUUAUAAGAAUUCAAUUUCCAAUGGUUGUCUCUUCCAUUUAGCUGCUAGGUUAGCCAGAUAUACGGGAAAUGGAACUACAUAUCUUGAUGUGGCUGAAAGAGUUUGGGAUUGGAUGGAGAAUGUUGGAUUCUUCACCGAGGAAGCUGAUGGAACUAUGAGAAUUUAUGAUGGCGCUAAUAUCCCUAAUUGUACCGAUCCUACUACAUUGAGAUGGUCUUAUACUUAUGGUAUUUUCCUUAGUGGAUGUGCAUAUUUGUAUGAUUUCACCAAUGACACAAAGUGGCAGUCUAGAGCUAACGAAAUCUUACAAUCAUCUAUGUAUUUCUUUAAUAACUCAAUCAUGCAAGAGACAACUUGUCAACCAUAUUUAAUGUGUAAUAAUGAUCAAAGAUCCUUCAGAUCAUUAUUUUCUCGUUGCCUUGGUCUUACUCUGAUACUCAUGCCAGAGACCGCUGAAACUAUUAGACCGCUCUUGGAAGCUUCUGCCCAAGGUGCUGCUGCAUCUUGUUCGGGUGGUACAGAUGGUGUUACUUGUGGUCAAGAUUGGAGUUUGGGACAUUGGGACGGUUUUUACGGUUUAGGUGAACAAACGUCUUCUUUGGAAGUGAUUAAUUCCUUAAUAGUACAACAGCCACUUAGUAUUAAAACUGGUGGAACUAAUCGUACCAAUUAUGCAGCUGGUACUGGUGCGGAAGAUACAAUUAAUAGGAAUAAGAUUACAGUAACCGGUAAGGAUAAGGCAGGUGCAGGCAUAUUGACAGCAGUGGUCUUGCUUAUUCUUCUUGGAGGUGGUGUUUGGAUGGUCUUGUAA